Messenger RNA from Didymosphaeria variabile, 690 nucleotides. RefSeq lists its product as uncharacterized. The transcript has 2 exons. Lineage: Eukaryota; Fungi; Ascomycota; Dothideomycetes; Pleosporales; Didymosphaeriaceae. The coding region runs from base 1 to 690 and encodes 229 amino acids. The record is from RefSeq and is a predicted model, not a curated record.
AUGUACGGCGCGGCAAUAACGGCAUAUGAAUACGCAGGCCGGGCAUUCGUCGCUGAUACUUAUGGAGCGGACGGCUACUCGACCAGCACGUUCUCCAAUAUCUCUACCGCAACAUCCGGGUUUAUAGGCGCAGACCCUAUCGUGGUUGGCUUUCAAGAACAGGACUUACUGUCCUUUCCAGUGGACUACGUCUCGUCAAUGGCGAAGCGGUAUAAUAGGACCUGGACCGCUGCUACAACCACGUCCAACGCGCCCACUGCAGCAAGCACUCCCAGUCUACCUGUACAAACCAGUCCGCCAUCUACGCCCGCAGAUAACGCUGGUCUCAGUACUGGGGCUAAAGCAGGCAUUGGGGUCGGAAUUACUACAAGCGCCGUCGUCAUCGCAGCUAUUGGAGCACUGGUUUUAUACAGAAGACGAAAGUCGCGAAAGGCUAACGAACCGCAUGAGAGCGAACCCAUUCCAGAAAUGGAGGAUCGGGACGAGGUACACUCAAACAAGAAGUGGUAUUUGUUUGGAAAAUGGCGAAACGAGAUGCCUGCCGAGAACCAGCGGCAGGAAUUGGAUCCUAAGGCGGUCCAUGUGAUCAACCAAGUGCCGGUUGAGUUAGACACUUCAGAACGACCGCAAGAGCUUGAACUGAAUGAUGUUGAUGACGAACAGCCACCAUUCCAAGAGCGAGAUAAAUGA